Molecule: messenger RNA, 1399 nt
Organism: Panicum virgatum (switchgrass)
Lineage: Eukaryota; Viridiplantae; Streptophyta; Magnoliopsida; Poales; Poaceae
Product: dephospho-CoA kinase-like
Exons: 4
Coding region: 340-1032 (230 amino acids)
Biological process (GO): coenzyme A biosynthetic process
Molecular function (GO): dephospho-CoA kinase activity; ATP binding
Source: RefSeq, a predicted model, not a curated record
CCCACCAGCACAACGCCGCCGGCCGAGCUGACCCAGGCAUCCAGCGUGCCGCUGCCUGCAGGCGGCCGCCGUCCAGCGCCCCUCGCGGCCCCGCCGGCUCGCCCUUCGCUGCCCUCGCCCAGCACGGCGGCGCCUGCGCGGCCGGCCGGCAGCACCCUCGCGGCCUCACUCCCCGCCCAGCGCGGCAGCCGCGCAGCCACACAAAACCUGCUGCGCCGCCGCCGGAUUUCCCCUCCUCCCCUACCCCGGUCCCUUCCUCCAACCCAUCGCUGCCCGAUCCAACACCGCCGGAGCACCCUCGACUGCAACACUUACGGCGAGAGGGGGGAAACCUAGGAGAUGAGGCUGGUGGGGUUGACGGGCGGGAUCGCGUCCGGGAAGAGCACCGUAUCCAACCUCUUCAAGGACGCCGGAGUCCCUGUCGUCGACGCCGACGUCGUUGCUCGGAAUGUAGUGCAGAAAGGUACUGGAGGUUGGAAGAAGAUUGUAAAAGCCUUUGGGGAUGAAAUUUUGUUGGACAACAGAGAAAUUGACAGAGCUCACUUGGGACAAAUUGUGUUUUCUGACCCAUCAAAGCGGCAACUUCUUAACCGUCUUCUGGCGCCACAUAUUUCUUCUGGCAUAUUCUGGGAGAUUGCAAAACUGUGGAUGAAGGGAUGCAAGGUUAUCGUCCUGGACAUCCCGCUGCUGUUCGAAACAAAGAUGGAUAGAUGGACAAAUCCAGUCAUUGUUGUCUGGGUUAAUCCAGAAACCCAGAUCGAGAGGCUCAUGUCAAGAGAUGGGUGCUCUGAAGAACAAGCUCAGAACAGGAUCAACGCACAGCUUGCUCUGGACUGGAAGAAGUCGGAAGCGGACAUAGUGAUCGACAAUUCUGGGUCACUGGAUGACACCAAACAACAGUUUCAGGAGGUGUUGAGGAAAGUCUCCGAGCCCUUGACAUGGAAGGAGUGCUUGCGAUCCCGAGACGGUCUGAUCUCUGUUGUCAUGUGUACAGCAGUGGGGGUAUUACUUGCCCAGAAGAACCUGCUAUGAUCCUGAUAAGUUUGAGGAUGUUAAAACCAGUGAUGAUGUGUUUCUGGAGACCGGCACAAAUAAGCUCGUCCGGUCUCUUAAGAGUGGAAAUUGGAUGGCUGCAUUUGAACCAUAAUGAUAAAAUAAAAUUUCAUAUGAUUUAGUGUUUUACGGUAGAAACUACUCGAUUGUGGUGGCAUAUAGCAUGCCUGAGUGGAGAAAGCUGUCCGUCGGUUUUCUCAGUUGCUUUUACUGGGUAAUGGUUCGAGUCAUGGAACUCUGCUUGGUUUGUUUCGCUGGGCCAAAUAUUGCUUAAAACCAUAUGCUAUGGAUGGCAGGAUGGGCCAAGGAUUAGAACUCAGUUCGGCCCAUCCGUGUGGAUAAUGCA